UUUCGUAGGAGACCGGAAGUGUAGUUGCAGACAGAUAGGGUCCGGAAGUGGGGACUGCCUCUGUAAGUAAUAGCAGUCAAUGGUCCUGUGUUGUUCUUGUUGUUAUUUUUUAGUUUUCUAGAACUCCACAGCGCGCAGAUUUUUCUCGGCUUGGAUUCCUUCUGUGUGUGAUCAGAAAUGGAGAGAAAAGUAAGCAGAAUCUACCUUGCUUCUGAACCUGAUGUAGUUCAUUUUCUACAAGUUGCUUGGGAGAAAACACUAGGAUCGGGUUUUGUUAUUACACUUACUGAUGGUCAGUCAGCAUGGAUCGGCACAGUUCGUGAAUCAAAGAUUUCCCAAGAAGCAGAUGACAUGGCGAUGGAAAAAGAGAAAUAUGUUGAUGAACUGAGAAAAGCAUUGGUGUCAGGAGCAGGACCAGCUGACACAUACAAGUUUAAUUUUUCUAAGGAUUCCUGUCAUUUCUCCUUUGAUAAAAACCUGAAAGAUGUUUCAUUUGAACUUGGUUCCUUCAACCUAGAGAAAGUUGCAGACCCGGCUGAGGUCAUUAGAAAACUUAUUUGUGACUGCCUGGACACCAUUGCAGAAAACCAAGCCAAAAAUGAGCACCUGCAGAGAGAAAAUGAAAGGCUUCUGAGAGAUUGGAAUGAUGUUCAAGGACGAUUUGAAAAAUGUGUGAGUGCUAAGGAAGCUGUGGAGACUGACCUUUAUAAACGGUUUGUUCUGGUGCUGAAUGAGAAGAAAGCAAAGAUCAGAAGCUUACAUAAAUUGUUAAAUGAAGUUCAAGAACCAGAAAAGAACAUGGAGCAUGAAAGGGAAACUGCAACACGUUCCGAAGUGACUGCUGACAGAGAUGCAGUCUAUGAUGAGAGCACUGAUGAAGAAAGUGGAACCCCACCGAAUCCCUCCGUGUUAGCUCCAGCUACUUUAAGAAGAGAUGAUUCUAUUAUUUCAAGUCCGGAUGUCACUGAUAUUGCGCCAAGUAGAAAGAGGAGGCAGCGGAUGCAAAAAAAUUGUGGGACAGAACCUAAAAUGGCUUCUCAGGAGCAUCAGCUUCAAGAAAAGGAAAAGCUUGAUCCUCUACUACCUGAGAUGAUGAAAAAGGAUCACAGCCCAGCUGAAAACAUGUCUUUAGAAACUCUAAGAAACAGUAGUCCAGGAGACCUCUUUGAUGAGAUUUGAGUGUCUCAAAAAAAAAAUACUUUGAUGUUCACCAGACUAUGUUUUCUAUUCAUUUCCUUAAACUGGAAAAGCAAAAUUUCAACGGAGAAGCAGCUAUUGCUGCACCUUACAAUUUAAUUACAUACACACUGAGUUGAAAUCAUUGUGCAAAAUGGAUUACACAUGCAUGUGAAGAUAUGAUUUGAUGACAAUGGUACAUUAUUCUAAACUAUUCAUUCAGCUUGCCUAUAAUUACAUAAAAUCUCAGACUUUUUGUUGCAAAGUUCACAUUUACCUUAUUCAGUCCCCAUGUAUUAUGUAUGUGGUUGCUGUCUAAUGUCCUGUCUAGGAAGAUUUUGGAAAUAGGACAAAGAAAUGUCUGUGAGUUCUUUUUUGAGUAGUCAUAUUCUGAACAAUGAUACUGGAGCAUUUUAAUUUGUGGCAUGAUGUAUAAAAUCUAUUUUUAGUUUGUAUACAAACAACCUGAAAAUCUGAUGAUAAAAUUUUUGAUGCAUUGAAGAUUUUGUGUUCUUAAUAAAAUAGUUUAACUUUU
Messenger RNA from Vicugna pacos (alpaca), 1711 nucleotides. It is a transcript of the gene XRCC4, whose product is annotated as X-ray repair cross complementing 4. The record is from RefSeq and is a predicted model, not a curated record. Gene Ontology annotation, biological process: double-strand break repair via nonhomologous end joining; response to X-ray; positive regulation of ligase activity. Lineage: Eukaryota; Metazoa; Chordata; Mammalia; Artiodactyla; Camelidae. Gene Ontology annotation, cellular component: DNA ligase IV complex; DNA-dependent protein kinase-DNA ligase 4 complex; nucleus. Gene Ontology annotation, molecular function: DNA binding.